Messenger RNA from Rubroshorea leprosula, 920 nucleotides. The record is from the annotation of a GenBank genome assembly. NCBI's taxonomy places the organism in Eukaryota, Viridiplantae, Streptophyta, Magnoliopsida, Malvales, Dipterocarpaceae.
CUGUCUGUAUAAUUCCCUGUUUCUUAAAGACAAUUUUUUCCUCUUUUAUUUUAGUCGUCUGUAUACAUUUUCCUUUCCCUCCACAUAUUCCCAAUUUUCCCUCCCCAAAUUCUGAGUUUCCCUCCCCGGUAAGCCUAAGUAUUUCUGUCCCUCUCCCAAAUCUCCAAAAUUUGGAAUUUAUUUUGCUAAAACUCAAAAACCCAUUCAAACCUAACUACAAAAUUCAAAAGCCCGACUCUAAUCCUCCCCAAAUUCUGAGUUUCCCUCCUCGAUAGGCUUAAGUAUUUCCAUCCCUCUCCCAAAUCUCCAAAAUUUGGAAUCGAUUUUGCUAAAACUCAAAAACCCAUUCGAACCUAAUGCAAAAUUCAGAAGCUCGACUCUAAUCCAUGAACGACAAGAGGUCAGUAGAAUUGAGUACAACUUUAGGGUUUUUGAGAUUUGUAAAUGUAUCUUUGAUUUUAUGCGAAGCUCUGGGUUCACCUAUAAUUUUGAUUUGAUUUGAUGUAUUGGAGGUUACCGGCGAAGGAUAGGCGGUGGCAUGCUGCUUGGCUGAGUGAAAAGGAGGCUUCUGUUGAGGAUCCGGUGGCAGAGAGGCAGUGGCACUACUGAGGGAAGAAGAAGGUUAGUCAAUACCUAAUACUCCUUUGAUUCUUCUUUUUCUUUCUUUCUUUCCGAUUACAAUUUCUUUCUUUCAUGCUAUUGAUUACAGUUUGGGUUAGAUCUGAUUUGUAUCUGUAAUAUUUGUUACUUUAAUUCUGAUUGCAAUGGGUUUUAGAUUUCAUUUUUAAUUUUGUUAUCUAUAAGUUUUUGUGUUUGAUCUUUGAUUAUUCAUUUGGUUGUUACCUGUUUACCUUUAUUGUUUGUUGCUGGUGUUUUUCUGGUAUAUUCUAAAUUAGUGAUAAUGAAUAAGAUAUUAAGAU